Molecule: messenger RNA, 1785 nt
Organism: Annulohypoxylon truncatum
Lineage: Eukaryota; Fungi; Ascomycota; Sordariomycetes; Xylariales; Hypoxylaceae
Product: FAD-binding domain-containing protein
Exons: 2
Coding region: 89-1738 (549 amino acids)
Molecular function (GO): FAD binding
Source: RefSeq, a predicted model, not a curated record
UAACAGAUAUAAACAUGGAAGUAUCUCUUCACGCUUUCCUCACAAGUCUGAGACACUCAUCCCCAAAGUUCGUGAUCGAAUCAGCAAAAUGAUCUUCAAGUUCUUUCUAUUUUCUUCGACGCUAGCGUUAUCGGCUUUAGCGGAGGCUUCGAAUGCCCCAGGUUCCACCUCAGAUCCGGUCCUUCUACUUAAAGAGAAGGGCAUCACGUCCGACCGGUUAGGUGAGACAUCCUUGGGUCUAAAAUCCGCUGAUUUGUGCCUUUGCCCUUUCGCUUGCGAUACCCUCGCCACUAUACUCGGCAAAAAUAGGACCGACACUGCAGGGCAAGCAUCCUACGAAGCUUCUCAAUCUAAGUUCUGGUCACUACAACAAUCAAAUGAAACCAAUCCGAGAUGCUUCGUUCACCCGGUCGAUGCUGAGGAAGUGUCUAUCAUAAUCUUAUUAUCCCGAGCCACCGGUUGCCCAUUCACUGCCAAAGGCGGUGGACAUACCGCUUUCCAAGGCGCCUCCAGUAGUCAAGGUGGCAUCACAAUCGACUUCGACCGAAUGAAGAAUGUAACUCCAGGUGCUGACGGAAAUUCUGUCGCCAUCGGUCCAGGAAGUACCUGGCUCGAUGUGUACACGACUCUAGACAAGUUAAACCUGACUAUGGCCGGCGGGCGGGCGUCUACAGUUGGGGUUAGUGGGUUAACGCUAGGUGGUGGCAUAUCAUUCUUUAGCGGGCUAUACGGAAUGACCUGCGACAACAUCAUCAAUUACGAAAUUGUUCUUGCAUCAGGCGAGAUCAUCACUGUCGAUGUGAAUACUGACGCCGACUUAUAUUGGGCUCUCCGAGGCGGCGGCGGCAAUUUCGGCAUCGUCACUCAAUUUAAUGCCAGCACUUUCGAGCAGGGGGAUAUAUGGGGAAGCACGCUUCUUUGGGAGAUGAACAGCACCAAAACUGCCUUGAUCGAUGCCUUCAUCAGCUAUGCUAUGAAUGGCUCAGAGGAAGAUCCAAAUUCAUCCCUCAUCUUGUCUUUCGCACACGUGCAAGAGAACCAAACGUGGGUUUCGGAGGCCAUGCUACAUCAUUCGGAUCCGCAACCAUCGGGUGAACACCCUCAAGUUUUUGACGACUUCGUGAGCAUAGAGAAUACGAUCCAAAAUAAUACGAGAAAUGCACCCAUUUCGAAUUUCACUGUCGAAGUUGACGCGAAUAGCCCGCCUGGUUCGCGCGAGAGCUAUUGGACCCUUACCACACACGCGGAUAAGCAGUUAGCCUUAGAUAUGCUGACCAUCUUCGAGGAAGAAAUAAUCCCGAUCCAGAAUCUCACGGAUUUUCUCCCUGCAUUCGUAUACCAGGUCAUAACGGUCCCUCAGCUCAAAGCUAUGACUCGUAAUGGCGGCAACACACUCGGUAUUGGUGGUAGCAAGAAGCCCCUUUUAUUAACCAACUACUGCGCAAGUUGGAUGCUCGAUUCAGACGACGUAUUGGUCCUAAAAGCAUUUUCUAAUAUGGUCUCCCGGAGUCAAGAAUUGGCGCGGGGACGUGGCCUAGAUCACCCCUAUCUCUACAUGAAUUACGCCAGUCAGUUCCAGGAUCCAUUAGGAAGCUAUGGUGCAGAGAACAGAGCUAGACUCAUGGAAGUUUCGAAGAAAUACGAUCCAUAUGGUGUGUUUCAAAAUUUGAAACUCGGAUAUUUCAACUUUGACGGGGCGCCAGUACAGAGCCAGCUAUCAGGAAACUCUACCAUAUAGGUAAAUGAUGGCAUAAACACAGUAUCUCAAGGACGACGAAAUGGAGC